AUGCUUAUACAAAGGAUCUGGCAGCUUGAUCUGGCAUGGGAUGAAACCGUGCUCAUGGACCUGCAUACGGCAUGGACGAAGUUCGAGUCUCAGUUAAGUUUGAUUAGCGAACUCAAGGUGCCACGUUAUGUAGCCUGCAGAGACGCAGUCAGCAUUCAAAUCCAUGGGUUUUCUGAUGCAAGCGAGAAGGCGCGAUUACCUUAUCACGACUGGAGUUGUGAUAUAGUACUGUUGGCACAACUAAUAGACAAAAUCUUGAGGACAAUACGUUUCAAACCAGAAUCGGUGUACUAUUGGACCGAUUCCAUGAUAGUGAUACACUGGAUAAAGGCUACAGACAAGAGUUGGAAUGCUUUCAUCGCCAAUAGGGUCAGUGAAAUCGAUUAUCUCAAACAAGCAGUUGGUUCCACGUUGCUACAGAAUGCAACCCAGCUGACCACGUUUCCAGAGGUUCUCUUCCGUCGACCUUGA
Messenger RNA from Mycetomoellerius zeteki, 471 nucleotides. RefSeq lists its product as uncharacterized. The record is from RefSeq and is a predicted model, not a curated record. The coding region runs from base 1 to 471 and encodes 156 amino acids. The transcript is spliced from 2 exons. NCBI's taxonomy places the organism in Eukaryota, Metazoa, Arthropoda, Insecta, Hymenoptera, Formicidae.